This is a messenger RNA of Acaromyces ingoldii, 1446 nucleotides long. RefSeq lists its product as hypothetical. Gene Ontology annotation, cellular component: U2-type spliceosomal complex. Lineage: Eukaryota; Fungi; Basidiomycota; Exobasidiomycetes; Exobasidiales; Cryptobasidiaceae. The transcript has 2 exons. Gene Ontology annotation, molecular function: RNA binding. Bases 53 to 1390 code for a protein of 445 amino acids. The record is from RefSeq and is a predicted model, not a curated record. Gene Ontology annotation, biological process: mRNA splicing, via spliceosome.
GUUGGUCUCCACCGACGCAAGCAAGCGGCCACGGAGGGCCAAUCCAGCAGCCAUGUCGUCGGCUCCUCGAGUCCAGCGGGCGGCGACGCGCUACCGGCCGGGCAAGGCGCCCGCUGGUGCGAACCAGCAGCCGCUCGACUCGGAUUCUGACGAGUCCGAGUCUGAGCUGCAGCCAACGCAGAAGCAGAAGCAGCAGCCGAAAGAGGAAGAGGUGGACCUGUCGACGGGCAUCAAGGCGCUCCAGGACCGGCAGCAGAGACGGACGGCGGGUAUCGUGAUCCAGCAGGGCGCGAGCGUGCCUAGUCUGAAAGAUGUCCAGGUCGGCAAGAAGGAGGAAGUCGAAGAGAGCAGCGACGAAUAUGAGACGGACACGGAUGAGGAAGAGCCGCCGAAAUCUGUCUUUCGACCGAAAGCGGCAGCCGCCGGUGUCGCAGCUCCACCACCUGUCACGGCUGGUGCCGCCCAGAAAGAAGAAUCGUCGGAAUACGAGACGGACAGCGAGGAGGAGGAGUCCUCGGAGGAAGAAGAGGCGCCCAAACCGCUGCUCAAGCCUCUGUUUCAGUCAAAGAAGCAGCGCGAGUCUUCAGCGCCGAAAGCGGCCGAGGCAGGCGGCAUCGAUGCAAAGAUGGCAGCAGGAGCAGGAGCAGAUGGCGACGACGAAGAAGCCAAGGCGCGUGCACAGGCCGAGGCGCGCCGAAUGGAGUCGCAUAACCUCGCCGCGGAGCGUAUCAAACGCGAGGUACUCGAAGCGGCCGCUGCGAAAGAGGCUCAGACGGAUGUGGACGACACGGACGGCCUGGAUCCCGACGCCGAAUUCCAGGCCUGGCGGAUCCGGGAGCUGGAGCGCAUCAAACGAGACCGCGAGGCUGCGUCUGCGCGUGAGGAAGAGAGGGAGGAGAUUGAGCGCCGGCGAGCCAUGCCUGAGGCUCGGCGCCUCCAAGAGGACAUGGAGCAUGCCAAGAAGACGAGAGACGAGAAGGUCCGGGGCAACGCAGGCUUUAUGCAGAAGUACUACCACAAGGGAAGCUUCUUCCAGGAUUUCGACAUUCUUAAAAAGAGAGACUACACAGAGGCGACGGAGGGCGCCGUCGACAAGAGCCUGCUGCCAAAGGUGAUGCAGGUCAGGGACUACGGAAAGGCGAGCAGGAGCAAGUGGACCCAUCUGGCAAACGAGGACACGUCGAGGAGGCAGGAGGAUCCGCGCUGGAAGGGCAUGUCGAGGCGCGACGAAGAAGGGAGAGAUGGGUCUCAGAGGAGGAGAGACGAGACAAAGACGGGGGCGAACCGCGCAGACAUUCGCAGGGGCGAACAGCGGCAAUGGGGAGGCGAGCGACGCAGAUCGCGCUCCCCAGACCGUUCCAGGCGACGAGAAGACGAGCCACGCCGUUGAUGGAAAGCACACCUGCACUCAUGUACUGUACUUGUACCAUUCAUUGCCAAUUGUGC